GCGACAGGGGAGGGGAAAAGCAUUGUCGCCCAGCCUCCCUGCCCUCCACAGGCAGUUGAUGAUCAUAUCUGACAGCUUGGGGUGGAAGUUGAACUGCUCAGAGCGCUGGGUCCCCAGUAUCUACUCCUCCCCUGUGAGCGGCUCUCAGCUGCUUUCUCUGCACCAGAGCCCGGCUUUGGCUCUUUGUCAGCGCAUGGGGGUGCGGGCAGACGAGCGGCGUGAAUAUAUCAUGUACACAAUAGAGUGAACGAGUGCAGCACGACCAUGAAAGCCCAGCGGGAGAGGCUGAGGAUUCCGGGGUUGACAUUGGACCUCACUCCACGAAGCUUGAGUCCAACUCCCACAAGCCCUUGCAGCCCAUGCAGCCCGCUGCACGCGUUUCAUUUUUGGAGCUGCAGAACGAGCAACAGAAAAAGUCUGAUAGGUAGCGGACAGUCAUCAGCCCUUCCUCGACCACACUCUCCUCUGUCGUCACACACAGGCACCAGUCCACAAGACAGCCCUAGAAACUUCUCCCCUAGUGCUUCAGCUCAUUUCUCCUUCACACGCAGUCAUGGACUAAGAGCAGACAGAACUGAUGGCCGACGCUGGUCAUUGGCAUCCCUUCCCUCCUCUGGCUAUGGAACAAACACACCCAGCUCCACCGUCUCUUCGUCCUGUUCAUCACAGGAGAAGCUCCACCAGCUGCCUUUCCAGCCCACACCAGACGAGCUCCACUUCCUGUCCAAGCAUUUCUACACCGAGAGCAUUACUGGAGAUGACCGCAGGAGAGCUACACCUAUGCGGCCACGCUCCCGCAGUCUCAGUCCCGGAAGAUCCCCAUCGUGCUGUGACCAUGAGAUUAUCAUGAUGAAUCAUGUAUACAAAGAAAGAUUUCCCAAGGCCACAGCUCAGAUGGAGGAGCGCAUCAAGGAGAUCAUUCAAAGCAACUCCCCUGAGAAUGUCUUGCCCCUGGCAGACGGUGUCCUCAGCUUCGCACACCAUCAGAUCAUUGAGCUAGCCAGAGACUGCCUGGAAAAGUCCCGUCUCGGCCUCAUUACUUCACGAUACUUCUGUGAGCUCACGGAUAAACUGGAAAGGCUCUUUCAGGAGUCAACGGAGCGAUCGGAGAGUGCAGAGGUGACCUUUAUCAAGGAGCUGGUAAAGAAGAUUCUCAUUGUCAUCGCCAGGCCUGCUCGACUCCUUGAAUGUCUGGAGUUUGACCCUGAAGAGUUCUAUCAUCUCUUGGAGGCUGCAGAGGGUCAUGCCAAAGAAGGCCAAGGCAUCAAGACCGACAUCCCUCGCUACAUUAUCAGCCAGCUUGGUUUGACAAGGGACCCACUUGAGGCGUUCUUGCCUUGUCUCUCUCUGAGAGUUCCUCCCCUCCUACAUCACUCUCUAGGGAGCUUUUCCGCUCUUCUCUUUCUCCAUAUCUCAUAUGGUUGUGUCCACCUCCUCCUGCUUCUCAUUGGCUGCUGCCGAAUUCUCCAUUGA
Puntigrus tetrazona (Sumatra barb) is the source of this 1473-nucleotide messenger RNA. Its product is annotated as microtubule-associated serine/threonine-protein kinase 3-like. The record is from RefSeq and is a predicted model, not a curated record. The coding region runs from base 265 to 1473 and encodes 402 amino acids. NCBI's taxonomy places the organism in Eukaryota, Metazoa, Chordata, Actinopteri, Cypriniformes, Cyprinidae. Gene Ontology annotation, molecular function: protein serine/threonine kinase activity; ATP binding; magnesium ion binding. Gene Ontology annotation, biological process: protein phosphorylation. The transcript is spliced from 12 exons.